This is a messenger RNA of Photinus pyralis (common eastern firefly), 898 nucleotides long. RefSeq names its product U11/U12 small nuclear ribonucleoprotein 35 kDa protein-like. Gene Ontology annotation, biological process: mRNA splicing, via spliceosome. Gene Ontology annotation, cellular component: precatalytic spliceosome; U12-type spliceosomal complex. Lineage: Eukaryota; Metazoa; Arthropoda; Insecta; Coleoptera; Lampyridae. Gene Ontology annotation, molecular function: mRNA binding; snRNA binding. The transcript is spliced from 2 exons. Bases 99 to 767 code for a protein of 222 amino acids. The record is from RefSeq and is a predicted model, not a curated record.
CGUGAGGCACUGCCUGCAUAAACGUGUUAUCAGACACACAACUUUAUUGUUUGUUUUGUUAGGAUAGGUUGGUUUUUAUAUUUUCAAAAAAAAGCAGAAUGAGUGAUAUUAGCUCGUCAAGUAAAACGGCUGAACAAUGGAGUAAAUAUGCAAAAUACUACGAUCCUAUUAAAAUCGGCUCUAUCGAUGGUACUGAUACAGAACCACAUGACAAGGGUGUGAUUAGAGCUAUUAAUUCCGAUUAUGCUCCGAAUAGGCAUGUGAAAGGCCUUCCAGAAUGUACAAUUUUUGUUUCCCGUUUAAGUCCGAAGACUACUAAGGACACUAUUAAGGAGGUGUUCUCCAGAUAUGGGCGUAUACGAAGGUUUCGCGUAGUUAGGGAUAUUGUUACUGGUAUGCCCAAAGGCUACGCCUUCGUAGAGUAUGAAUCCGAGCAGUCGGCCGAAGAAGCAUACAGAAAAGCAAAUAAGUUGGUAGUCGACGGGCAAAUGCUAUUUGUAGACUUUGAAUGUGAAAGGUUACUGAAAGGAUGGAAACCGAGGAGAUUAGGUGGCGGAUUUGGCGGACGGAAAGAGUCUGGUCAGUUGAGGUUUGGAGGUAGGAAUAGACCGUUUCGAAAACCUAUUGAUUUAGAGCUAAGUUCUAAAGAACACCUUGACAAGUACAGACGAGAGAAACUAGAUCGUAAGGAUUCCGACAGGCGGCACAAAAGCAGUAGAAGGCGUAGUCCUGAGCGUAGAAGAUAUUCGUCUGAUAGGACAGAUUAACUGUAAUCGUAUUUAUUAAUUUGGUAAUAAACAAUUUAAAAGUAGUGAGGAUGUAACGUUUCUGUAACAUCUAUUUUAAAUAGGUAAUAAAUAGAUUACCUAUAGUAUUUUAAAUAAACUUAUAAAAACCA